AUGGACGCCGUUCCAAGCCGCACAGCAGAGGUGCCCGAAGAUGCACGCUUCAGCCAUGUUCGCUCGUGUGUCUUAGCUAAAUUGAACGUCGUCUUCGUCUUUCUCCUGCACGAGGCCACGGCUGCUGUGGUGUGGAAGGUUGGACCAACCUUCCACGAGGCCACGGCUGCUGUGGUGUGGAAGGUACCUUCGACAUCGCUGAAGUCCCUGUUCGCCUCCUUGCUGCGGAUCAACGCCACCCCCGGCAAACGGGAUGACGACGCACUGCACUCCUCGUUCAACGAGCGGGUGUUCCGAAUUGGCCCCACGCACUGGCCUCUCAGCAAGCUGCGCCAGUACACCAGGGUUCUUUUCGUGCGGCACCCCUUCGAGCGUCUAGUCUCGGCCUUCGAGGACAAGGCCGGAAAACCCAGGGACAGGGAACGCUUCUUCUACGAAGUCUACUGGGACCGCAUCCUGGCUGGCAACAACGGGAGCAGCAACAACGACGCCACGACCAACUCUACCCGCGCCAUCACUUUUCCCCAGUUUGUGGACUACUUACUUCGGGUGCCUGUAUCCCAGUGGGACGACCACUGGGCGCCGUACUAUUCCCGUUGCGAGCCGUGUCUCUUCCGGUACAACUUUGUGGGACACCUGGAGACGGCUGGACGAGACAUGGCGCUGCUGUGGCGACGCAUGGGUCUCAAAAUUCCGCCAGAGUCAUCGACACCGGAGCAUCGCAAUGAGACUCCUCGGGAGCGUCGACGGCGACGAUACUUCGACCAACUGACGACGAGUCAGGUGGAAGGACUGUACCAGCGGUACUUCUACGAUUUUGUGCUGUUCGGCUACGACCACCGAAACUAUACCAUCGGAUAUGAUAGUUGAAUCACUGCACCGCCAGCUGAUACGAAUGUGACAGUUACGUUCUUCAAUGUGUGCACGGGACGUCUUGCACUGUGCAGAAACAAGAAGUCUGCGUAAGAUCCAGGCCCAAGACCUGCACGGAUUACGAGUGCAAUAUCCUGACCCAUCAUUCCCCUCUGAUUUUGCGUAGAUGUUGCUAUGCGACACAUAUGGCACACGACAAACUCCCUGUUGCAGUGAAGUUUACUUGGGAAUACGCAGGCUUUUAGCUCCGUAAUACUUACGUUGCGAGCCGUGCCUCUUCCGGUACACCCUGUGGGACAUCCGUAAAACGGCUGAAUAGGACAUGGCACUAUUGUGGUGAUGUGUGGGUCUAAAAACACCGUAGUAGUCGUAGACGCUGGAGAGUCGUAACUCCUCGGAAGAACACAUCGACGUUGCUACUUCGCGCAACUGACCACUAGACAGGUGGAAAGACUACAUCGGCAGCACUUCUACUAUUUGGUGCUGUUCGGGUACGACAAACGAAGCUGCGUGUAGCGGAUGCGGCGAUGCCGAAAUGCUCAAGAACAUGAUCUGCUCCUGCGGCAGACUGGUGAGCCACUACCAACAUGUUGGGCUUCUAGCGACAUCCAUGGAGAAUAUUCUUUUGCCUGUGCGGUCACCACUGCCAGCCCUGCGGGCUUUCAUGGAAUUUGAGGGACCUGCUAAACCCUAUGAUA
Molecule: messenger RNA, 1571 nt
Organism: Rhipicephalus microplus (southern cattle tick)
Lineage: Eukaryota; Metazoa; Arthropoda; Arachnida; Ixodida; Ixodidae
Product: carbohydrate sulfotransferase 8
Biological process (GO): carbohydrate biosynthetic process
Cellular component (GO): membrane
Molecular function (GO): sulfotransferase activity
Source: RefSeq, a predicted model, not a curated record